UGCCAAUCGCCGGCUCAGCCGCGCUCAGGGCCCGCCGGCUUCCCCGCUGACAGGGCGCUGCGCCUGGGCCGCUGGCACCUGCCGCGAGCGAGGCGAGGCUGUUACGGGAGGAGCGUCCCCGGCUGCCGCCCGUCCCUCUGGGGAGGCCCCGGGCCCCGCCGCCGCAGCCGGGCGGUCACCCCUGCUCCUCGCCGGCGGCCGCUCGGGACAGCCCCGCCAUGGAGGCGAUUACGCCGGGGGAAGCCAGUGUCCAAGAUGAGGCUGUGGACAAAAGCACCUUCAAGGAAUGCAACCAGAUUGCUUUCUACAGGCGUCAGAAACUUCUACAUCCUGGAAAAUCCUUGUAUCAAGCAUUGUUGGAUUCAGUCACAUUAAGUGAUGAGAAUGUCAAAUUCCCUAUUAUUCAUGAGGAGAAUAAGGUUCUUCUACAAGUAGAAAUUUGUGAAAUAGAAGGCAGUAUUUUCAGGCUUAAAAUUGAUGAGGCAGCUCCUCUCAGAGAAAGAUACAAAGUUCCUGAUGUUCUUAUAAAGGAACCUGUCACCCGAAGACUUACCAUAUCCCAGAAGGAGGCAGGCAUUUUGGUGCUGUCAAAUGUUAAUGAGGACUACAAACUUCAGGUCACAGCAAACCCCUUCCAGAUUGAGCUACAGUCCAAGACCGAGACUGUUCUGAGUAUGAAUUCCAAUGGGUUGUUAUAUUUUGAGCACCUACAACCACCUCCCAGUGAUAGAAAACAUACAGAAGAAAACAAGGAUGAGUCAUCAAGUGAUUCCUCUAAGGAGAAACAAGAGGAUCUAGGUCUCUGGCAAGAGAAAUUUGGCAGAUUCUUAGACAUCAAAGCUCGUGGUCCUAGUUCUGUAGGUGUGGACUUCACUUUACAUGGAUUUGAGCAUGUUUAUGGACUACCACAACAUGCAGAAGCACUUCUUCUCAAAAACACCAGUGAUGGUGAUGCCUACCGGCUUUAUAAUUUGGAUAUCUUCGGCCACAAGAUACAUGACAAAAUAGGCAUUUAUGGUUCAGUGCCCCUUCUCUUAGCACACAAGCCCAACAGAACUUCAGGGAUCUUCUGGCUGAACUCUUCAGAAACGCUGGUGGAUAUUAAUACAAAGGCAGUAGCUGAGCACAUCCUGUCCGGAUCUGCUGCAGAGACCGCCAAGCAGAGAGCCGUGCCUGUAACUGAUGUGCGCUGGAUGUCAGAAAGCGGCAUCAUUGAUGUUUUCCUGCUGACGGGACCCACUGCAUUCGAUAUCUUCAAGCAGUUUGCACAUCUGACAGGCACUCAGGCCCUGCCCCCACUUUUUUCGCUGGGCUACCAUCAGUGCCGCUGGAAUUACGAGGAUGAGCAAGAUGUCAAGGCAGUAGACGCUGGCUUUGAUCAACAUGACAUUCCUUAUGAUGUGAUAUGGCUGGACAUAGAGCACACAGAUGGCAAGAGGUAUUUUACUUGGGACAAAAAGAAAUUCCGAAACCCCAGAAAGAUGCAAGAACAUCUCAAGAAGAGAAAACGGAAGCUUGUCGUCAUUGUAGAUCCCCACAUUAAGGUUGAUCCCACCUACACCCUGUAUUCACAGGCAAAGGACAAAGGAUAUUUUGUGAAAGACAGAAAUGGGCAAGAUUUUGAGGGCAUCUGUUGGCCAGGUUCCUCUUGUUACCUGGAUUUCACCAACCCUGAAGUGCGAAAGUGGUAUGCAGAUCAAUUUGCCUUCAAAACAUACAAGGGAUCCACUAAUAUCCUCUUUGCGUGGAAUGACAUGAAUGAGCCUUCAGUCUUCAAAGGGGCAGAACUAACAAUGCCGAAAGAUGCUGUCCACUACAACAACUGGGAGCAUCGGGAAGUACACAACCUCUACGGAUUCUACCAGCAAAUGGCAACUGCAGAAGGACUCAUCAGACGUUCUUCAGGAAAAGAGAGACCAUUUGUCCUCACACGAUCUUUCUUUGCUGGUUCACAGAAGUAUGGGGCAGUGUGGACUGGAGACAACACAGCAGAGUGGCGUUACUUGAAAAUAUCUAUUCCAAUGCUUCUCACCAUCAGCAUGGCAGGGAUUUCAUUCUGUGGAGCUGAUGUGGGAGGGUUUAUUGGAGAUCCAGAACCAGAAUUACUUGUUCGCUGGUAUCAGGCUGGAGCCUACCAGCCCUUCUUCAGAGGUCAUUCUAACAUGGAGAGCAAACGGCGAGAACCGUGGCUCUUUGGGGAGAAGAACACCCAGAUCAUCAGGGAAGCCAUUAGAGAGCGCUACGUCCUCCUGCCAUACUUAUACACACUGUUCUAUCGGGCACACACAGCGGCUGAACCGGUUAUGAGGCCUCUCUGGAUAGAGUUUCCAGGGAAAAUAGAAACUUUUGGCGUGGAUAAUGAGUACAUGCUGGGAAAUGCUUUGUUGGUGCAUCCAGUCACAGAGCCAGAGGCCAAGGCAGUGAGUGUUCUGCUUCCAGGGUCAGAGGAGAUUUGGUAUGAUUUCAGAAAAUUUAAACAAAUGGAAGAUCCAGGCACUCUGAAGAUCCCAGUAACACUGGAGAAUAUUCCUGUGUUCCAGCGGGGGGGCACUGUGUUGCCCCUGAAGACCACAGCUGGAAAAUCGACUGAAUGGAUGACAGAUAUUUCUUAUGAACUCCACGUGGCCCUGGACACAGAGGCCUGUGCAAUCGGUGAGCUCUACCUGGACGAUGGGCAUUCCUUUCAGUAUCUACACAAGAAGCAGUUCCUGUAUCGGAAAUUCACUUUCCACAAGAACAUUCUCUCUUCCAGCUGCAUAGAUGAAAGCGGACGAUACCACACUACCUGUGUGGUUGCACGAGUGAUAGUUCUGGGAUUUGGACAGCAACCCGCUCUUGUAACAGCUUCUUCCAAGGGUGGAAAAGAAAAAGAAGUGGUUUUCACAUAUGAUACGAAGACCUCCAUGCUGAUGCUGGAAAAUCUAGUCCUGAGUGUUGAUGCUGACUGGAGGAUUCACAUCAGCUGAAAGAAGACACAACUUCUUCAGAGAAUUCAUUGAGAGGUUGAAGGCAAAUAAGUUGGGAUGUCUUAAAAUGUUCACUUGGAUCCAAUCAACACCCACAUCUCCAAACUAACUUUUCCUACAAUUUUUCUUUUAAAGCACUAAUUUAAACCUGGAUAGCUCUUCUAUUCAGCAAAAGUAAUGGCACUAGAAUUGUAUCCUUGGGUAAAAAAGGUAAAUACUAUCUGCUCCCAGCAAGCUUCAGUUAGACAUUAAGAUUGAGUUCUGCCUUCACUUGCACCAAAAAAUCAUGAAUUGAUGGGGUGAGAUUGUGGCUCGCUGGCAUAGGGUUUAAUGUAGGUAUUUGGAAAUCCCACUAUUCAGAGACUGGAUUACUUGAGAAGAGCAGAUGUGGGCCAGUUUGACAAGGAGCAUCAGCAGAUGUGCCAGAGGCAGAGGUUAUCAUUGGAGCUCUGCCUGCAAGCUGCCUUGUGAAAACAAACCCAGAAGGAGCCACCCAGUGUGAUGACAGACACUUCCCCUUUCCAGUCCAUGUGAGAGUGCAAAACCAGGCAGUCUGAACGGGAAACUAAACAACAGGCUGGCCGAACAGGUCAGUCACCAAAGGUAAGGUUUGCGCAGGUUGUGCCAGGCAGUCAUACAACAGCAAAAGACAGAACUGUGGGAGUGCAGGAGUCUCUCCAGCAGCUGGCUUUGAAAGUGGUAUUUGGAUUUUGAAAAGGCACACAUCUAUGUAAGUGCAAUACUGGCUUAGGGUAGCAGCUAGACUCACACGGCAACAUUUUCCAUGUUAGUCCUCCUGUCUCUCUGCAGGUACUACUUUAAAAAAAAGUCUUUCAUUAGGAAAGAAUUAGCAUUUUUGGAUGAUUGAAUGUCAUUGGUUAAAGUCAGCCCAGUGAAAUGAUUCUGCUUAUGAAGAGCUCUGCUUCUCCACAUCUUGCCAGUCUUGCCAAAGCUUAGCUUCCUUCACAUACAUUUCAGUAAUUUCUUGGUCAGUUUUUAGUAUCUGGCUGAGAUUUGAGCUUGGUAUUUAUGAAGUGAAUUUUUCAUUUUAAUGGGAUUAAUUCCGCAUUUAGCCAUCCCACUUCAUGCUUGUUCCCCCAUCCUCUUACAACUCACCCCAAUGUUCCUCUGCCUCCUUUUCCCACCAUCUCUGCAGAUAGAACUGGUGUGUCCUGAUGCUUUCAGCCCUUUCAAAACUAAGAGACAUCCUGAGUCCCACCUCCCCCACAUCCUGCCUCUUCCCACAGCCCUUUCCAUAUCAGGCAUCACUUUUCGCAACUCAAGUUGUUUGCACUUUCCAUUUGCUACACUUGUCAACUAUAUUAUUUUAAAACCAGUUCGUCUUUGACUCAAACCUGAACAUGCCAUCAGUUGGGUUUUGUGGAUAUAAAAGCGUAAAAUUAAUUUUAGCAAGAUAACAAAAUAUUUUCUAAACACGUCAGUAAAUUAACUCGUAGAAAACGAGAAUGAUGGUCAACUAAAGGUAACGUAACAGUCCAUUUGUACGUUGUUCCCUCCUCUUCUUACUAAGCCCUCCUUGUGCGUGGUCAGUCAUUCCCACCUGCUGCUGCUUGUCCUCUGCAGGGCAGAUUUCUGGGAACAGCAAGUGUGAGAGCAAACUGUGACUACUCGGUUCUUGGCUACCAAGCACAAUUUGUUCCCCACCAGGCCCCCUUGGGUUCCUUCCUUUUUGUCCUGCAGAGCUGUUUGUCAGCCCCUGCUAGCAGACCGUGUGAGCCUCCGCUGCGGGAACUGGCAGCCGGGAUACUGCUGUGCUUAGCGCAGACGAGUCAGUCCAGGUAGAAGAGUAGGAAAUAGAUAGUUCACAUCUGUGAGAAGAGAGAGAGACCCUAUUUUUGAGACAGACCUUAUUUUUGUAUCAGCUUCUGAGCUUUAAUUGACGAUUGCUUCCUAUGUUUAAGCAUAGCAGUGCUUCUGGCAGGGCAUAAAUAUUGUCUGGGGCAUUUUAAUGAAAUGUUGUAAGUGGUUGGAAAGUGAAAUAAAGUUGUAAGUUGGAAAGUGAAAUAAAGUAACAAUGAAGCGA
Columba livia (rock pigeon) is the source of this 5010-nucleotide messenger RNA. RefSeq names its product glucosidase alpha, neutral C (gene GANC). The record is from RefSeq and is a predicted model, not a curated record. Gene Ontology annotation, biological process: N-glycan processing; carbohydrate metabolic process. Lineage: Eukaryota; Metazoa; Chordata; Aves; Columbiformes; Columbidae. Gene Ontology annotation, molecular function: carbohydrate binding; alpha-1,4-glucosidase activity. Bases 219 to 2966 code for a protein of 915 amino acids. The transcript is spliced from 24 exons.